AUGAGACCUACUCAGAUCCUUCGAAGUGGCGGCGGCAACGAUGCCCCUCUCGGCAUGUACAACAAGUACAUUGGCGGCUGGGGUCAACUUGGCACCGCGGCCCAGAGCCAGAAGGGCAUCGUCACCUACGGCCUCGCCCCUAACCGACAGAACCCUUUCGCCGGCGCAGCCCACGCUGCCGUCUUCAACACGUGGCGACGGGCCAGCGCACAGGUUCUCUACGUCGUGCCUCCAUUCAUCGCCGCAUACUACAUCAUGAACUGGGCUGUUGACAGGAACCACUACCUGAACUCCAAGGCUGGUAUCGCCGAGUUCGGUGAUUCCGAGGAGUAA
Messenger RNA from Diaporthe amygdali, 333 nucleotides. RefSeq names its product ubiquinol-cytochrome c reductase complex ubiquinone-binding protein. The record is from RefSeq and is a predicted model, not a curated record. Gene Ontology annotation, biological process: mitochondrial electron transport, ubiquinol to cytochrome c. NCBI's taxonomy places the organism in Eukaryota, Fungi, Ascomycota, Sordariomycetes, Diaporthales, Diaporthaceae. The transcript has 4 exons. Bases 1 to 333 code for a protein of 110 amino acids.